CAUCAGACAGAACAAAAGUCUAGUUCACCUCAAAACUGCAAGACAAACGAAGAGUUGAAACAGAAAUGGAUUCCCUUCCUCUCAAUAAAUUUAUACUUUAGGUUUUGUCAAUAAAACCCAGUUCAUACCAAUCCAUUCUGCAACCCUUCUUCCUCACUCUACUGCUCAGUUGUAUUAAUUAUGUAGCUCUCUGCUGCUAUUGAUCCAUGGCUAGCUACAACUCCCCUUCAGACCCAAAAUCAGAUUCACUAGAAGUUGGAAAUGUCGAUGAUUUCAAGGUCCAUGUAUUCAAAUCAUCAUCUGAGUUGUUAGAGAACCUACAUGAGAAGUGGAACAAAGUAGAAAAGAAACCUUACCCAGCAAUGUAUUCCAGCAUUUAUGGUGGAAUAAUUCUUGAUCCAGCUUUGAUGGUGAUUCCAAUGGACGAUCACAUGGUUCAUCGAGGCCAUGGUGUUUUUGAUACAGCCAUUCUCUUAGAUGGCUACCUCUACGAGCUGGAUGUCCACCUAAACCGCUUCCUCAGAUCAGCUUCAAAAGCAAGGAUCCCAUCUCCCUUUGAUCGGUCAACUCUUCGAAGCAUUCUUGUGCAACUAGCAGCAGCAUCACAGAUCAAGAAAGGAACUCUAAGAUAUUGGUUGAGUGCUGGUCCUGGCGACUUCUUGCUCUCACCUACAGGUUGCCCAACAUCUGCAUUUUAUGCGGUAGUCAUUGAUGAGGACUUUAAUCAGUGCAAAGAAGGGGUUAAAGUGAUCACCUCCUCUACUCCCAUGAAGUCAUCACAAAUGGCAACAAUGAAGAAUGUGAACUACCUUCUUAAUAUCCUAGCAAAAAUGGAAGCUGAAGACAAAGGAGCCUUUGCUUCCAUAUGGGCGGAUGAGGAGGGUUACAUAGCAGAAGGUCCAAAUGUGAAUGUGGCUUUCAUAACACAUGACAAAGAGCUUAUUGUACCCUUCUUUGACAAGAUCCUUAGUGGUUGUACCGUGUUGAGGCUUCUCGAAUUGGCACCCAAGUUGGUUGAGUUAGGGAGUUUGAAAGCUGUGACAACUAGAAAUAUUACUGUGGAAGAAGCCAAAACCUCUGCUGAAAUGAUGUUUGUAGGAAGCACACUGCCUCUGUUGCCAAUUAUCGAGUGGGACGAACUGCCCAUUGGCAAUGGGGAGGUGGGAGAAUUGACAAUGGCACUCUCCGAUCUGGUGUGGGAUGAUAUGGUCGCAGGAUCAACUGAAACACAGAGGACAGCAGUUCCCUACGUCUAAGGGCUCACAGAAUUAUCAAAUCAUCAAGGGGCCUAUAAGAAUGCUUCUUCUUGCAUUUAGCUGCCUCACUGCUCACUGUUCCUGGUGUUACAAAUGCUUUGUUUUCUGCUGUAUCAUUCCUUUCUUCCUUUGUGAACAGCGAAAUCUUGAAUAAAAGAAUUUAGAAAGCUUUCUCAGUAAAAAAAUUAAAGUAUAUUAGCAGUUCAGCACAAGAGCAUAUUAGUAACCACAGAAAAAGUGAAU
Molecule: messenger RNA, 1499 nt
Organism: Argentina anserina (silverweed cinquefoil)
Lineage: Eukaryota; Viridiplantae; Streptophyta; Magnoliopsida; Rosales; Rosaceae
Product: D-amino-acid transaminase, chloroplastic-like
Exons: 5
Coding region: 207-1256 (349 amino acids)
Biological process (GO): folic acid biosynthetic process
Molecular function (GO): pyridoxal phosphate binding; 4-amino-4-deoxychorismate lyase activity
Source: RefSeq, a predicted model, not a curated record